AUGCUAACUAGAUCCCGUCAUCUCCAUAAACUUUAUAGAUUAAUAAUGGGGGUAAAACGAGAUGCUGAGAAUUCAAUACCGAACAUUAAGGGUGUCGAAUCCGAGAGUGACUUUGAUGCUCACCUUAAAUCGGAAAUUGCGAGGGCUAAACAGAUUCAGAUAAGUAAGGAUAGAAAUAAGAAGAGGAAGUUGGAUGGUAAUGCGAUAAAGCGGGACAGUUCAGGAUUUAGAGUAAAAGCAGUUGAUGCCGGUAAGAAAAGAAACAUUCAAGUGGAUCCUGAUUAUGAAGUGUUGAUUGAAGGCCCUCUUAGAAAAAUAAAACCGUACUACUUUACUUAUAAGACAUUUUGUAAAGAAAGAUGGAGGGACAGAAAAUUAUUGGACGUAUUUGUGUCAGAGUUUCGGGAUCGUGAUGAGCAAUACUAUAGAAAGACAAUUGCCAAAGGAGACGUCUUCUUGAAUGAUACUCCUGCAAACCUAGAGAGUAUCAUUCGUAAUGGAGAUUUAAUAACACAUAAACUUCAUCGUCAUGAACCAGCAGUUACCUCAGAACCAGUCAAGACUGUGUUUGAAAAUGAAGAUAUAUUGGUCAUCGAUAAACCCUCUGGAGUUCCUGUUCAUCCUACCGGUAGAUACAGAUUCAAUUCAGUGACGAAAAUAUUGGAACGUGAUUUAAAAUACACAGUUCACCCUGUGAACAGAUUGGAUAGACUGACAAGUGGGUUAAUGUUUAUGGCAAAGACCCCGAAGGGGGCAGACGAAUUGGGAGAUCAAUUAAAGGCAAGAGAAGUUUCUAAAGAGUAUAUUGCAAGAGUAGUUGGUGAAUUCCCAAUUGAGGAAAUAGUUGUUGAUAAGCCUCUUAAGACGGUGGAUCCAAAAGUAGCACUGAACAGAACUUGCACCAUGGAAGAUGAGGGUGCCAGGCAUGCAAAGACAGUAUUUAAUAGAAUAAGUUAUGAUGGGAAAACUAGUAUUGUGAAAUGUAAACCUUUGACCGGGAGACAGCACCAGAUCCGUGUGCAUCUUCAAUAUCUUGGCCAUCCUAUCGCAAAUGACCCAAUCUAUUCCAAUGUUUCGAUAUGGGGAGAUUCUUUGGGUAAAGGGGGUAAUGCAGAUUAUGAGGAAGUGAGAAAAAAACUAUAUGACGUUGGCAGAACCGUUCCUGCACAGAGUUGGUUUUAUCCGGAAUCUGAAGGUGAAAUACUAAGAGAAGAGAAAUGCCCUGAAUGUGAAACUGACCUUUACACAGAUCCCAACCCUGCUGGACUUAUUUUAUGGUUGCAUUCGUAUCGUUAUGAAUCGAAACUGUCAAAUGAUGGAUCAGAUGAGAAGAAAUGGUCCUAUAGAACUCAAUUCCCAAAGUGGGCCCUCGAACCACAUAAGAAGUACAUGGAAUUGGCAAUUCAAGAGGCCCAGAAAUGUGGACCUACAACAACAGCAUUCAGUGUGGGAGCUGUUCUUGUCCAUGGGACGGAAAUAUUAAGCACAGGUUACUCAAGAGAACUGGAAGGAAAUACACAUGCAGAACAGUGCGCUAUGGAAAAAUAUUUUACCAAGACCGGAAAGAGAGAUCUUCCAGUUGGUACUGUUUUAUACACAACGAUGGAACCAUGCUCGUUUAGGUUGAGUGGCAAUGAACCAUGCGUACAGAGAAUUAUUGAUUUAGAUGGGAAGAUUCAAACUGUAUUUGUCGGUGUAAUGGAACCCGAUACUUUUGUCAAAAAUAAUACAAGUUUGUCCCUACUUGAAGACAAAAAUAUUAAUUAUAUUCAAAUCCCCGGAUAUGAGGAAGAAUGUACAAAGGCAGCUGUCAAGGGUCACCCUGAAGAAGCUGCGUAG
Molecule: messenger RNA, 1839 nt
Organism: Naumovozyma castellii
Lineage: Eukaryota; Fungi; Ascomycota; Saccharomycetes; Saccharomycetales; Saccharomycetaceae
Gene: PUS9
Product: pseudouridine synthase PUS9
Exons: 1
Coding region: 1-1839 (612 amino acids)
Source: RefSeq, a predicted model, not a curated record